CCGCUCAACAGCUUGCCAACAACCGGCAAAACAAACGGUUCGUCAGUUGCUCUACAAGAUUCGAAUAGGUGGCAAGUGGAUCCCGCGUCGUCUCGCAUCACAAAAUCAGAUACAGAUACAUUUUUCCGCUCGGAGAAUUCGCCAGCGUACGAAAAAGUUCGUUACUUUCGAAUGGUUGUGCGGUGAUAUCACUUGGUGACGUCACAUCUGCUUAAUUUGUUGCUCGACACAUCAGCACAGAAUUUCGCGAGAAACGUGAAUAAUCGCGGAUUACGUUCUGGGAGAUUGUCAACCCGUGGAGUGACCAGAUAUUACGUUGGGGUGCAGUGGGACGGUGUCUGCUGAAAGUCGUGAUUCAUAGAGUCAUCUUCGCGUGGGACUUCACGACCUGUCUCCUCAGUGUUCAGUGAAAAGUGCAAGCAUCUGAUUCGCCGUUGUCGAGUGUUUUUCGCACAAAGUGUUUGUUAUUGUCCGCGGGCAGCUGGUGCAACAGUGCGUACAGUGUGUGUUAAAAAAAGGCGACGGGUGCUAUAUUGCGUCUGUGUCUAGCAGGGAAAUUACUGAGUGAAAGUGAAACGUGAUAGCGAGUCGUUCACACUGGGAAUAGUGUACAGAGGAAGGCAACAGGUCAUCUUCACUAAGACGCAGAAAAUAUUAACCCCAACUACUUGGCGAACAUAAAACCUUGACAACAAACAAAUUCAAACUACUACCAACGAACAAAAAUUCUAUAGCACAAAAUGUAUUCACAAAAUUCAAAAAAUAUGGUACCACCCCCAGCACCCCCAAAACCCAAUAAGGGAAUUCGAAAUACGACAGUUAAUAGCAACGGUGGAGACAGCCUGAACGUGCAGAAUGGAAAUGGUCGUAGUGAGUGCUACACACCACCAUUACUGGAUCGGGAACAAGUCGUGAUGACACCAAAAGGAAAGACUGCAAAUUCCACAGUUAUCCUUAUUGAGAGGAAACUCGUCGACCAAGUAUCAGAUAGAGUUCAUGUUGCUGGCGGUGACCAUACAGGCAUCAUUAUCAAUAAGGAUACAAAAAAGGAUCCAAAAAGUGCUGAUAAUCCGGCCCAGUUAAGUUUGGAAUUUCGAGUGUUCCUGGUCAGUUCGAAUACUGGAAAUCAUUCACAAGAAUCCCGAACUCUGCGAUUCUGGUUCAGAGAUUGGCUCAAGGAUGAGGAUAAGCAAGCACAUGUCGCACAGGAUUUCUUCAGGGAGUUGGUCAGUCCAAAGGAAUUUCCUAGAGAUUACGUUGGAUUCAUUAAGAAAAUGAUGAAACUUCUUCAGAAAGGAUACGAUGAGAUACAAUCUUUGGAAGUGGAACUGAAGAUUUUAGAAGAAACUUCAGCACCACCAUCAAGACCACCUAGGGAUGGCUACCUAAUAUAUUGUUAUGGGGAUUGUAAUAGGAAAUUCGAAGAUGCGAUCCUAGCGCAAAAGCAAACAGUUUCAAUGGAGGAGUCACAGUUCGAGAUACCGCCACUUACACAGGAAAAAGUACUUGAAUUAAUUGAGCAGGCAUAUCCCAAUCCGGUCACACCAGAGGAUUUGGCAAAGGACAAUGGAUGGAAUGAAGCGGAUGUACUUCAAGUUAUAAUUUCCUUACAAAAUCGAGGACUCAUCAAGUCAAUGGCCUACAAUUCAUACACAAGAAUUCAUCAUGAGGAUAAGGAUAUCAAGGUCGUCCAGCAGAUGCCAACAAUUGCAUCCAACAAACAACCAACCAUUGCGAUAAUAACAGCACAAUAUUGUGAGAAAUUAGCCGUGGAUGCCAUGUUGGAGAACAAGGAGACGUUCGUGCGGUACACCACAGUCGACUCUGAUUCAAGACAAAACACUCUUCGAAAAUCAUCUGAAAAACUUUUGAAUGGAUUAGACAGGAAUUGGCAUAGGAAACGACGAUUUGGGGAAUCAAACGUGUACACUCUGGGUAACAUUGGAGCUCAUCGUAUUGUCAGCACAAAAUUACCGUCCGUUGGAAGUACCCGUGAGGCCAUGACUGCUACCGGGAAUACCACAACUCGUUUGCUAGGAACAUUCCAAAAGGUGGACUAUAUUUUCAUUGUCGGGGUAGCUGGUGGUGUUCCUCACUAUACCGAUUAUAAGAGACACGUCCGAUUGGGUGAUGUAGUUAUCGCCAGUAGUGAGAAGUCAAGGAAUAUCAUUAAUGGAAAUGCCAACCGUAAGAAUGGUCCAUACAUCUAUGUCUAUGGAAACGGCGAAGAAAUCCAAACUUACUACCCCAAGAACGAUUGUCUACAGAGUUUGGCGGAAAGUUUGCGGGCCGAUCCACAAGGGAAGAAACCAUGGGAACACUAUUUGAAGGAAGGCCUUUUGCAUCUCCAAAACCGAACGGAGACCAUAUUUGAUCGCCCUGCACCCAACACCGACAAACUCUACAUGAACAUCGGUAACCACGAAGUUAUAGAAGUUGCCCAUCCCCAACCUACCGAUGCAGUUGAUGGCAUUCCGGCCACUCGAAUCCACUUAGGCCCCAUUGGAUCUGGUCGGGAUUUGAUUCGAUCCGACAACCUCAGAACUGAGUUUGCCAAGAAGCACAACCUUCUGGCUACCGACGUGGAAAUGAGCUCCGUUUUAGACAGUGUCAUUGGCAAUUGCAGAGACAGUUUCAUACUUGUGAAAGGCAUAUCAGACUACAAAGAUGGCACAACAACGAAAAAAUGGCAAAACUUCGCAUCGCUGGCAGCAGCCGCAGUCAUGAAGAGUAUAAUAUGCGCAAUGGAUGCACCAACAAACGUUUAAGCCUGAACAGCUGAACCAUUUUGAAUAGAUUAGGAUUUAUAGUGACUUUAAUUCUUAGGAAAUUCGACCAUAAUUUGUAAUCAAACUUUUUACUCUCGCAAUAAGGUUUACUGCACACAUGGACGUUGCAUUUUUCUAAAUGAAAUGAAUUGUUGAAACACUUUAGCCGAAUUAUGAAAAAAAAUACGUAUAAGAGGAGAAUACACGAUGUAUUUAUUAAAAUGAUUAAGAUUGCAAGGAUGCAUUCAGCUGUUGAGGCGGCUGGUCCCGAAUUAUACCAUAAUAUUUACAUUUUCGCAUUUUUAUCCAAAACUGAAUUAAUGCUUUAUAGAAUAGUCUUUAAGUUUUCUGUAUAUAAUUGACUUUAAUAUUUUUAUGAAAUAACAGAAUUUGUUUAUAUUAUUUAUAUAAUAAAUUAGACUUUACCAAUU
This is a messenger RNA of Hermetia illucens (black soldier fly), 3199 nucleotides long. RefSeq lists its product as uncharacterized. The record is from RefSeq and is a predicted model, not a curated record. Gene Ontology annotation, biological process: nucleoside metabolic process. The transcript has 11 exons. Lineage: Eukaryota; Metazoa; Arthropoda; Insecta; Diptera; Stratiomyidae. Bases 741 to 2768 code for a protein of 675 amino acids. Gene Ontology annotation, molecular function: catalytic activity.